CGACAAGUUAUCAAAAAUUACCUUUGAUGGUAUUCGUCAAUAUACGGCUCAUCUCCAUACCAGUCUAUCACAAAAUCGUCAUUAUACCAAGAUGAUAAAGCCAGCAUUGCAUCGUUUUGAUAGCCAGCUGACAAAACUUUCAAUGAGUACCUCACCUCCAAACAGUGUGAUACUGGAUAUACCUCCAGAAUAUCCUAUUGGAAGUGGUCAAGAUCCAAUCAAGCUCGGAUUCCCACCGUUAUCCUUACGAACAUCCUUGAUAGAUUUGUAUUUUCAGCAUUGCUGGAAUAUGAAUGCAGUGGUUGUCCCCCGGUUAUUCAACAAUAAACUAGCUCAACAUGACCAGGUUUCGCCUCCUCUAGGCCACAGCGACUGGAUUGAUUUUCAAGUUUUACUGUUUAUGAUUCUCGCUAGGGCCGCAAGAACGACGGCUAAUAGGGAGUUCUGUACAAGCCAGAAUAGUUUUUUGGAACAAGGUGGCUGCUUCGCACAGGUUGCGCACACAUUACUGGCGAAAUGUGAGCAUACACCUUCUAUUAAUCUUAUACAAGCGUUAUUGGAAAUGUGCAGCUAUGAACAAAAUGGACCCAAGCGAUUUCGAAACUUCAUGUUUGCAGGCAUGGCCGUCGGGAGUAUGUACAAGCUGGGCUUGCACAAACCACCGGUCGACUCCAAUCUCUCGCCUUUAGAGAUAAAGGAGCGCCAGGUCUUAUUUUGGAUGUGCAACAUGAGAGAUGUGGAAUCCUCACUGAAUCUUCACACUCCAUACAAAGUGGACCUCUCGCAGUGCUCGGUGCCCAUGAUAGAAGUCACUGAAGUUGGAAGAGAAAAGAGAGCAUAUGAAUGGCUGCAAUCGAUAAGUAAGCUUAUCAUGAUCGCUCGACAGUUUUGGGAGAUCCCCAAAAACGAUGGACAACUAAGAAAAAUCAAGCUGAACGACGUUGUAGAGCUAGAACGGCAAAUGACAGCUUGGCUUCAAGAACUGCCUCCUGAUUUACAAUACCGCGGCGGGGCUAAGCGGUCUAUAGAUUGUAUGAGAUUGCAUGUCAACUUUUUUUUCAUCAAACUCAUAACAUAUCAGAUGCUCGCCGAGAAAUUUCGAACCGACCCUGUUCUCAUUGAAGAUGACAUUUUGUUCUUGUACGAACAAUGUAUACUCGCCGCUCACGGGAUUUGUCAGUUGUAUGUUGAAGGUGACAGGGAAUGGCUAUUUUGGCACAACUUCCAUUACAUCGCAAUACUUCAAUGCGUUGAUAUGCAUAUGCGGGAUGUCCGCAUGGCCAUACGCAGAGGAACUGAUAUAGAAGAUGCAUUUUGUUGGCUAACCAAAUCGACACAUCUCCUCUGCGAAGCUCUCAAUGAGCGACCGCUAAUGGAUCAUGAUGAAGCAACUUUAAUUUUCAACGAAGUAUUAAAGUUUUGGGGAGUAGCAGCUACACUCAUCGACGAACCAACGGCUGACUUUAGAGAUACCAAGGAAUUUCUCGAUAUUUGCUUUCCUGAAAAAUCAGACCGCAAGUUCGUUGUCAUCUCAGUAGAGCCGACACAGCAGACAGGAGAUAAAAACGAAGGUUCGAAAGGAAAGAUGGAUCCAGCAGGUGCCACAGAAUCAAACUAUCUGCAUAUGACUCGACGAUUUAUGAAACUUUUAGAAACUGAGGCUACUCACAUCAUAAAAAUGGAGACAUGAAUUAGUUGGUGGCUUAGCCCGACUUCACCUUUUAAAAUUGUGGUCGUUGUCGCGCCGCUUACAAUAAAAAGUUUCUUUUCAACUUACAUGGCAGCAAAGAUGGUCAGAAAGCUAAUUGGUACACACAGCGGCCAUUUCC
This is a messenger RNA of Umbelopsis ramanniana AG, 1829 nucleotides long. RefSeq lists its product as uncharacterized. The transcript has a single exon. The record is from RefSeq and is a predicted model, not a curated record. Gene Ontology annotation, molecular function: DNA binding; zinc ion binding. Gene Ontology annotation, biological process: DNA-templated transcription. NCBI's taxonomy places the organism in Eukaryota, Fungi, Mucoromycota, Umbelopsidomycetes, Umbelopsidales, Umbelopsidaceae. The coding region runs from base 92 to 1690 and encodes 532 amino acids.